AUGGGUUCCCUUCCAGAUAACGUCAAUGCCAGCAACGCAGGGCGGAUUGUUGGCGUCGUUGGAGUUUUCCACUUCCUCGCUCUGGCAUUCGUUUCACUGCGCAUCUAUGCUCGUGUGGUGAUUCUUAGGGCUUUUGGAACCGAAGAUGCCCUCAUAGUGGCUGCCGCCAUUCUUGCCCUUGUCUCGUGGAUCUGUCUGGUCCUUCAGAUACCAUACGGACUCGGCCGCCAUGGCUCGACAAUACCGACGAGUGACAGAAUCGAGUUCGAACAGAUAUCCUUCUGGAAGACGGUUAUCUCAGACGGCGUUGCUAUGGGGCUGUUGAGGAUAUCGAUGGCGAUAAGUUUACUCCGACUGAAAAGGGACCUGCAGUGGUAUCAAUGGUCUCUCUACGCCGUGAUCGGAUUUGUCGUAGCUUAUUCCAUUCAAGCAAUCGCUUGGUUGUUUGUCUACUGCACGCCAUACUCGGGCUGGUGGGAGUUUCAGUGGAUGAACCCCUUUGAUCCAAGGUGCCAUGACUUCAACCUGUUCAUCAACUUGACGUACUGGAACAUUUCCUGUAAUAUCUUUACUGAUAUUUGCUUGGGAGCGCUACCGAUUCCCAUCAUCUGGCACUUGAAGAUGAGAUUUCGCGUCCGACUUUACGUGAUAGGCAUCCUCAAUCUCGGUUACUUUGCAAUCAUUAUGGGCGUUCUCAAGGCUGUGUUCAUGUUGACCACGGGCGGAAACCCAGACGCCAUUUUCGACUACUGGGUUCAUUUCUGGCAAAACCUCCAACUUAACGUUGGCAUCAUCGCAGCCUGUGCCUCCUACCUCAAGCCCCUUUUCGGCCGCCUCUUGAAGAUCAACAGCUCUGUUGGCUACUACCCAAGCAACGAGCGCUACGGCCGAAGCGGACAGACUCCCCACGGCGCUGGUGCCUCGCGUAGCCAUGCGUACUCGAGCGGUAACAAGAGGACCAGCAGAAUCCCGCUGGAUCGCAGUCUACAUGACGAGUUCGAAAUGCAUACUAAGGACGAUUUCCGCGUUACUGGAAGAUAUGUAGAUGGUGGCACUGGUACGGAUACUAGAGCCGAUACCGUGCGCUCGCCGGUUGCUAUGGAAGGCCGAUGCUCCGCCGAAGCUGUGUAUGCUGGGGGUUUGCCUUCUGAUUCGAACAGCGAGGAGAUCAUAUUGCAAAAGGAGCAUGGGCGUGGGAUUGUCUGUACGAGAGACUUUAGCGUCCUGUAUAGCGAGAAUGAUGGUUUUAGGCCGACGGGCUCCUCUCAGCCAUGA
This is a messenger RNA of Colletotrichum godetiae, 1275 nucleotides long. RefSeq lists its product as uncharacterized. Bases 1 to 1275 code for a protein of 424 amino acids. Lineage: Eukaryota; Fungi; Ascomycota; Sordariomycetes; Glomerellales; Glomerellaceae. The record is from RefSeq and is a predicted model, not a curated record. The transcript is spliced from 6 exons.